Messenger RNA from Exophiala bonariae, 1395 nucleotides. RefSeq lists its product as uncharacterized. NCBI's taxonomy places the organism in Eukaryota, Fungi, Ascomycota, Eurotiomycetes, Chaetothyriales, Herpotrichiellaceae. Bases 1 to 1395 code for a protein of 464 amino acids. The transcript has 2 exons. The record is from RefSeq and is a predicted model, not a curated record. Gene Ontology annotation, molecular function: DNA-binding transcription factor activity. Gene Ontology annotation, biological process: regulation of DNA-templated transcription.
AUGUCGGAUCACGGAAGUGAGGAGGACUUGUCGCUGGCUGGCGAGCCUGACAGCAAAAGCUUGUCUCGACGGCAGAAGAUGAGUGCAGCUCGACUUGAACGAAGACGAGCCGUGGACCGCGAAUCUCAAAGAGCGACUCGGGCUCGGACCAAGGCAUAUAUCGCGAACUUGGAACAGACCAUCUCUGCUCUGGAGAAGAACAGCAACAAUGAGCAGACGGCAACUCUGAUGAAACAAAUCCAGCAGAAACAAGCUGAGAUUGACCGAUUGAACGCUCUGGUCUCCAGUGUUCAAAAACUGUUAUCGCCAUCAUCUGCUGGUAACCUCGAAAGUUCGACCGACUCUCAGGCUGAUGAAGUCUCAACUACAGCCUCGGAACAUUUCGGUCCGCCAAGUAAUGGGACGCAGUUGCCUCAGACGUCGGCACCACAAGCAGCGUCUGUGGAAGCGACGUCCCGCAAAACUACCUCGCUGACAGCGUUUGAUAACUCUCUACACUGCAGAUACGGCAGUAGGAACUAUCUGGGGGCUCUCAAUACGUCCAUUGAGUUCGUGCAGGGGCAUUCACGCUCAUUCACAUGUCCCACUUUGACCCAAUCUGUGGAUGAUGAUAUUGCAAUUCGAGCAGUCUUUCACGGCUGGGAGGCAGUUGAGGACAAGUACGAUCUUGACCUUGGUUGGCAAAUGUUGAAAGCACUGGACAAGGGCCUUUACAACCGGUCGGAGCCCAUUGUUAGGCUCGCACACAUCAGACUUGUAAGAGACACAUUGAUUCAUAAGACCUAUGGCCAACUACCGACUCGGCGUCCACUGCCAGGAUACAUGACCCCGACCGACACUCAGAAAACUAUUGGUCAUGCGGCUAUAGCCGAUUAUUUUGCCUGGCCACAAGUUCGAGACUAUCUGAUUCUCACCAAGACCACUGUAAGUAAUGAAAGAAGAUCAGCUUGGUUCGCGACCAACCUACGUUUUGACUGGCAUUACGAACUCAGAGACGUGUGCAGGAAGCACAAGGAAACAGGGACAUACGCCUAUUCGGAACUCUUUGACCGAAGUUUUGAAAGCUUAUUGAACUGGUCUGUCGCACCAGAGUUCUAUACCGAUGCCUCAACGUCACCCUACCUGCCGGCCCGUAGAAUUCCGAUAUCGGUUGAUGGACUUCGGCUCUCUCGUCAACCAACCUCAUCGCAUGUCAUCGAAUGGCCCGAAGGACAACAGGAUGACGAGGAAGCCGCACUGACGCCGUUGCCGCCAAUUCCGACGUCAGCACCACUAGGCACUAAUCUCAAGAGCACAUCACAAGUCAUUCAGGCCUCAGACCCUUUUUACGCCCGACUUGCGGAUUGGCCAGAGAUGAACUACAUUACCUCCUCAGAAUUCGGCUGGACUGGUUGA